AUGAAAGUCGCGUCCUCAGUCCAGUCAGCGCAGCGCUGAUGUCCGCGAACAGCAGCGCCGGUGCAAAUCCUGCAUACUCGAGCUCCAUCCAUGGCGGGGCCCACCGACGGACGUGGUGGGCCCCAUCAACGGUGGAGAUCUCCCGCGGACUACGAAAACCCAACGCCUCCCUCUAAUUUCUUCUCGAAUUUCAAAAAAAUUCCGGUGGGUGAUCGAACUCCCAGCAGCCGCUCCCCGCUCCCUCUCUUUGACCCUUUCUCCAUAACUACCCCUCGUUUUUUAAAUAAUUCCCUCCCAUAUACAAAUCAUGCCCUUUUCCCCAUCUCCAUUUUCUCUUCGUCGUUCUUCUCUGCCUGCUAGGAACAGUUUGCGGACUCGAUUUUCUAACUAAUUACGAUUCUGCCACUCUCCUGUCUAUGCAAAUACCAUGAAGUGCUUUCAUUUCCCUAAGGAAGAUGAAGACGGCAGCGUUUCGAGGAUUUCUAGGGUUUCUUGGGUCCGAUCUCUCAGCGUCGCUUCCAGCAGCGCCGACGCCCGUCGAUCUGAGUAUGAGUCGGAGUCGAAGGAUUUCUCGGACGCCGGCGUAGUCGGCGGGUCGGGCGACUUCUUCUCGAUGCGGCGGUCGAACGAUCUCCGCGUGUUCGGGUUCGCUGAGCUGCGGUCGGCCACCCGCGGGUUCAGCCGCGCCCUAAUGAUCGGUGAGGGUGGGUUUGGUUCUGUCUACCGCGCAGCUGUCACAAUCCCCGAGGUGGACGGCCCGGAUGCCACGAUCGAAGUCGCGGUGAAGCAGCUGAAUCGUCAUGGUUUGCAGGGGCACAAGGAAUGGAUUACAGAAGUGAACUUUUUGGGUGUAGUCAAGCAUCCAAAUCUUGUCAAGUUAGUGGGCUACUGUGCUGAAGAUGAUGAGAGAGGAAUUCAACGGCUUUUGGUAUAUGAACUUAUGCCCAAUAAGAGCCUGGAGGACCACCUAUUGGCUCGAGUACCAUCAUCACCUCUCUCUUGGGCGAUGAGAUUAAAAAUUGCCCAAGAUGCAGCCCGUGGUUUAGCAUACCUCCAUGAGGAAAUGGAUUUCCAGUUGAUUUUUCGUGAUUUUAAGACGUCAAAUAUUCUGUUAGAUAAAGACUUCAAUGCAAAGCUCUCAGAUUUUGGGCUGGCCAGGCAGGGACCAGCUGAGGGACUUGGUCAUGUUUCAACGUCGGUCAUGGGUACUGUAGGCUAUGCAGCUCCUGAGUACAUUCACACAGGCAGACUGACUGCUAAGAGCGAUGUGUGGAGUUUCGGUGUUGUUCUCUAUGAGCUCAUCACAGGCAGGCGGUCAGUGGACCGCAACCUCCCAAAAAGUGAGCAGAAGCUCUUGGACUGGGUGAAACCCUACAUAUCAGACUCCAGGAAGUUCUACAUUAUUGUAGAUCCAAGGCUUGAAAGUCAGUACUGUGUAAAAUCCGCCCAGAAGCUAGCCGCCCUGGCCAACAGAUGCCUGAUGAAGCAACCCAAGUCCCGCCCAAAGAUGAGUGAGGUGGUUGAGGCGCUGGGCCAGAUCAUCGACGCAUUGUAUGGAGGGAGCCAGCAGGCCACUAAUGAAGUCCAGGAUGUGAAGGGAGAUGCUAUGGGGCCCACAGAAACUGUGAAAGAAGGGGGUAAUUAUCUGAAGAGAGUGUUUGAUUUAAGAGAAAUGGUAAGCCUAAGAAGCAAAACCAGGGGGAAGUUGGAUUGGAGAUCCUGGACACCAGGAUUGGUGGGGACAUGGUGAGAAGCUCAGGAGGGAAGAGAUUGACAGAUACAUCGCCCCCUUUUUUUUCUGGCAAUUUCAAAUAUAUACUUGAAAUGCUGAGUUUAAGCGGGAGGAGGUCGUAUAUAAUGCUCUACUGGAUUAACGGGCAUUAUUUAAUUUGGCCAGCGACCAUACAGACCAGCCCAUGUUUCUGUGAUUCGGGUCGUUCAUCUGGUGGGCCCAUCAUGAAUGGGUUGUUCUCUGAUUGGAAGUUCUUACCAACACAAUCAUCCGAAUUUCUUUUUCAUUAGUGAAUUCGGAGUCUUGGAUAAAGCAUAAUAUUGCUGGUUGUUUAAUAUGGUUAAGAUCAUCCGAUGAAGGAGAUAUGUGUCAUGGCUCAUUCAUAAUGGGGCCUGCUAGAUGAAUGUCACAGAUCACCCUGAGGUGGUCCAAAAAAAAAAAAACAUUUCGUUUCAUCUAGCACCAUAUAAUACCUCCUUAACUAUUAUAUGUUAGUUUUCAGGGGCACUUUUUAUGGACUGGCAUAUGUUUGCCAUUGGUAGAGGUAAUCUGUCUUUCGUAUGUAUUGAGAAAAAUUGAAGUGAUUGGUGAUGUGCGAUUUUUUAUUUGUGAUCUCUUUCUGUUUUGCAUUCCAAAUUUUUGUAAAUAUAGGCUGGGAAAUGCUGGAUAAUUGGAGCAUGUAUGCUACAGCUAUGUAAUAUUAUUAUUAUUUUUCCUCA
Molecule: messenger RNA, 2451 nt
Organism: Magnolia sinica
Lineage: Eukaryota; Viridiplantae; Streptophyta; Magnoliopsida; Magnoliales; Magnoliaceae
Product: serine/threonine-protein kinase PCRK1-like
Exons: 4
Coding region: 428-1750 (440 amino acids)
Biological process (GO): protein phosphorylation
Molecular function (GO): protein kinase activity; ATP binding
Source: RefSeq, a predicted model, not a curated record